Messenger RNA from Zychaea mexicana, 2651 nucleotides. RefSeq lists its product as uncharacterized. The transcript has a single exon. Lineage: Eukaryota; Fungi; Mucoromycota; Mucoromycetes; Mucorales; Lichtheimiaceae. Gene Ontology annotation, molecular function: protein binding. The record is from RefSeq and is a predicted model, not a curated record. The coding region runs from base 453 to 2303 and encodes 616 amino acids.
CCCCCAUCCACUCACACCACACACCACACCACACCACACACCUCCACACCCCCGGUCUUGCCUUUUUCCUCUUUUCCUUCCUCUUCUUUCUAUUUCUCUUUCACACACAUACACAGAGGACAUACACCGCCCACACUUACCACCUUUGAUAAGAAGCAAAGGCCAUCAAUCUCUGUCUUCUUGUCAUUCAUUCUAUCCUUCGUCAACAAGUGCCAACGCUUGCCAUCACCCAGGAACCAAUUCUACAGCAAAGCAGGCAUCGACAGCAGCAUCAGUGCACACCACAACCAAGCGAACCAAAAACUCCAUAUUUUUAAGCAAGAGUCGUCGUCGUCUGCCCCUUUUGCUAUCCGUUUGUUCCGUACCAGAACACACCUACUUCACUUGGCCAGUGCUUGCCUUAUUAUUCGUCUCUCUCUCUCUCUCUCUCUCUCUCUCUCUCAGAAGCAGCAAUGCAACCACCCAUAGAUCAACAACAACAACAACCCACGAGUGCGCUCAUGGGUUUACCCAAUGAGCUUCUACUCUACAUUCUCAAACAGUUUUUGGAAAUUGGUGACUUGUGGCAACUGUUACAAGUGUCCAGGUCCUUUCGCUAUCUCGCAACAUACACAAUCGACAUGCGUUGGCGCAUGGACCUGUCAAAACCAGAAUCGUUCAUGAAAGUGCAAUGUCGAGCAGCAUUGGUUGCCCUGGAAACUUUGUCCUGUCAGCUUUCCACCCAGACCAGAGUGACGCCUUUUGCAUAUCAGACAAGUUACCUCUCCGCUUCUACUACUACUACUACUACGAACAACAACAACAACAACAACAACCCCGCAGCAGCAGCAGCAGCAGCAGCAGCAUCUUCUGUCUCCGCAUCUUCGGGAAUGCCCGAUCCUGCUGCCUCUGCUGCUUCUGCCGCUGCUGGUUUAUUGGACCAACGACGGCCUUCGUCUGCGCGCUCCAUGUCUCCUUAUUAUGACGAUGAAGAAGAUGAACUGAGUGAAGAAGACGAGCUUCACCCUCAACGUUUACUCCUUUUGGAUAGUGGCAGUGGUGAUGGUGCAAACGGCAGCAGCAGUAGCAGCAGCAGUAACCACCCUCACCAUGAAGAAGAAGACGACGAGGACGAAGACGAGGACGAGGACGAAGAAGAUGGAGAAGAAGAAGAAGAAGAGGGACACCAAGAGCAACCACCACCACACCACUCGUCACCUCAUCUUCAUCACCAUUAUCAUUAUCAUCAUCCACAACAAGGAGACAGCAACAACAGCAGCAGCAACAGCAAACUAUUUCACCACCUGAUGCGACGGGAGGAACGGUUGCACCAGCGCAUCGUAUCAGGCAUAUCGUCCUACAAGCACAAAUAUGUCUUGAUUGAAGACAUUGACAUCCGCAACCGGAUCCGGUCCGCCGUCGAUGUCAUCUUCCACCACGCCGUCUUUGUCACCUCGGUCUCUCGUUCGCCUGUGCGCCUCGCCUGCACGCAUGCAAGUUCCAACAACCGUGCCCUGGCCGCCAUGAUGGUCCGCCUGCUGACCCGUUUGGACGUUGCCUUUCCUGCCUGCUGCCGCGAAAUCACAUUUACGUUGGCAGACAACAUCAAGGCGUUUUUAGAAUACACGGGGUAUAAGCUCAUGUUCCUUUCCAAGUCCAACAAAUCAAUGACUCAACAACAAGGAGACGUGCUGUACUCUAUGGUUUUUGGUCCUGCAUGCCAAUCUGCCGCUCUAUGCAACUCGUCAACGACUACGACGACGGCUACAGCGAUUGAUGGUACCGGUAAUGAUAGUCGGUCACGACAUCAACAACAACAACACCAUCAUUUAUCAUUACCAAGAUCAACAUCAUCAUCAUCACACUCGUCGUCAUCGUCAUUACCACCCGUACCGAGUCGACUGCUCGAUACGUUGCACAGUAUAUCGGCCUGCUUUGAUCUAAUGGGCGCAGCAUUCAUUGGCAAGAUCUUGAGCGAAAAUCACGUCGAGUGUGCAGUGCAACGAGCAUGCGAGCUCUUAUCAGACAGCUAUCUACGACCGGUUAAACGCGCUCUGCUGGUGGAUCUAUUGGAAGGUUGGCUAACAAUAAAGCGAGGGUUGGUUGCAAGCGAAUUAUGUCGUUGGGUUCGAACGGAGAUUGAGCGCUGUGAUCAGCAAGCAUCAUCAUCAUCGUCGUCGUCGUCGUCGUCAUUUUCUUCUUUUUCUUCCACUUCUUCUUCAGCAACAGCAGCAACAACAACAACAACAGCUAUGCGAGCAACCUCUUCAUUCCAUCCACCUUUAUCUGAUCUAGUGUCAUUAGCCCAUUUACCAAUGUCAUAGAGGGAAGAAAGUUGAAAGACACAAACCGCAAAAAUAACAUAAAGCCCCUACUGACCCAACACCCACAAAAAAAAAGUGAUACCCUGCAUUUUAUUAUUCGUCCCUUUUGAUUUUUCUUUUUCCAACCCUACUAAACAACCUAUUAAACAUCGUUUCCCUUUCUCUCCCUCUCCUGCCCCUCCCCUUCCAUACUAAUCUCUCUUUAUAUAUUUCCCACUUUGCUGCUUUUCUCAUAUAUGGGCUGCUCGUCUUUCUCUACCAUCUCCUCUUUUUCUUCUUCUUCUUCUUCUUCCUAUACAACAAUGCUCUAUACCAGCAUGAAUAAAAAAAACACAUCCAAUAAAACAA